GCUUUGUGCUGCAGGUUUUCUUAGUUAUUAAAAAUAAAAUUCAUAGUGUUUUCCACGUUUCAACUUAAUAUUGCGCCCGCAGAUUGACCAGAGUUUGUUUCUACAAAAACCCCGCCUUUUCUUCUGCUCUGUAUCCAUUCGAUUCAUUUCACCUUGUGAGAGCGAGAAACAGAAUCAAGAAUUUGAGGAAGAAUGAGUAGUGAAUUGAACUUCAAUCAAGAAUCAGAACCCGAGAUGCCUGAAGAUGCUGACGAUCUCCAACGAUCAACCCACAGCCUUUCCCUCCUCCAUCUCAACUGCUUCAACUCCCACAACCACACCCACCCACCUUGCACCACCUGCGGCUGCUGUGGCUCCUCUUUCCCCUCCCCAACCCCACCACUGCCACCAUCCACCGACCUCCAUAUCAACCCCUUGAAGCGCCGCUCUCCUGAACCCAGCACUGCACUCGUAACCGCCACCGCAGUCACGGAUUCGUCAGAACCCAUAGCCAAGAAGCUCUUUCAGGACCAACAACAAACACAUUCUGGGCAAGAAAACUCCACUCUCCCUGGCUUCAACAAGGUUUCGCUCCCAUCCGUUCCGGUUCACUUUCAGGAAAGUUCUUUCCCUGUUCUUCGCCGCUGCGCCUCUGAUCCCUGCAAUCCACCGCAAUCUCCGCCGGAGAAUUCCAAGAUUCCGGGUGGCAAUGCUUCGACGCCGUCGUCUUAUUCUGCUUCACUGCCGCCGUUACCGCCCUCCCUUCGGAGAUCCGUUUCUGACCCGAUGCCUUCCCCUGCCAAGAGCUUUUCAAGGUGGUCCAGCUCAAACGAAAUGGGUCCGGAACAGAGUACCAAUUCAAAGAGGCUGAAGAGGAUGAAGGAAGGACUGAAGGAGAUGAAAAUGUGGUGGGAAGAGCUGUUGAAUGAAGCUGAGGAAGCAACAGCCGCUGAAGAGAUCACUCACAAUCUUUCUGCACAGGCUGAUUCUGUGGCAGAAUUUGAGGAAGCUGUGACUGUGGAGAGAACAGGGGAUUGCCUCCUCGUAAACUUCAAGUGUCCCUGUGGCAAAGGCUAUCAGUUUCUUCUCUCCGGAAAGAGUUGUUACUACAAGCUCAUCUAGAGUGCUGAUUUUCACUGGGGUUUCAUAUUUUCUGAACAGUUCUGUCAAUGAAGCCCACUUCAUGUACAGUGCUCACUUUUUUAGGUUGUUAUUCUUGUUUGUUGUACUUUUCGUUUAGCAUGAACCAACUUUCCUUCUUUCAUGAUAGCUUUGUGUAUUAUUCUCAUCAUUAUUUCCUCUCAGUUCUUCUGAGAGAUCCCUUCAGAUGAUACCUUUUUCAGAUGUAUUUUUUCCAAGAUAUUUGAAUUGUUAAUAAACGAGUUCUUUCCUGA
Tripterygium wilfordii is the source of this 1373-nucleotide messenger RNA. RefSeq lists its product as uncharacterized. The transcript has 3 exons. Bases 193 to 1101 code for a protein of 302 amino acids. NCBI's taxonomy places the organism in Eukaryota, Viridiplantae, Streptophyta, Magnoliopsida, Celastrales, Celastraceae. The record is from RefSeq and is a predicted model, not a curated record.